GAUUUCCCUCUGCGUUGUCGUUUCUAAAGCUAACUCAAGAACAGCCUGCUAUGAUUAGCACCCUUUCAACAAUUGCGAGCCUACCUAUUCCAGCCUAUAAUGGAACAUUUACAAUCACUUGUACUAAAGGUUCCAGUAGUGUUGAAGGCGAUUGUAAUGACUAUAUUACACAACCAACUCGUGGCGAUAAUCCUAAUCUUCAAUAUGCUGGGAAGUUUUUACCAAAAGACCAAAUAAGUUUGUUUCCUAAGGGUAUUGGAAGUAAUUUUAUUAUACUUAGGAUAAACGUUGAUAAACCAACCUCUCCAGGAAAUUUCGUGUCAAUGCAUGCAUUUGAUACAGGCAAGUAUUAUGAUCCGUGGAGUGAAGGUUCAGUUGCUCAUACCAACAAUGAAAACGAGGAACUAUUUACCGAGUCUCUCGGCUAUGCAAAUCGAUAUUAUUUAUCAGGCGAUCUUGAUUAUCAUUUAACGUAUUCUAGAAAAGUUAGGAAAACAAUAGCUAAUACGAAUUUAAAUUUUAUUGGCCUUAGUCUUGGUCUCGAAACAGAUUACAACACACAAAAUUACAUUGAAUCAAAAAUGCAAAUUUUUCCGAAAGAUGGCCUCAACUCACCUUUUAUAAAAUUGGAGAUCUCUCCACAAAACUUUAUUUCAGAAGAAUUUAAAGAGCAAAGGAGUAAUACGGUUAUAUCCGUGUUGGGGACUAUUUUUGGUUAUUAUAGUGUCAUGAUGGCACUCUAUUCAUUUUUAUUUAACCCAGAUAAAAUUACUCUGGAGGAUCUUUUAGAAAAGUUCAAAAGGAAUAGGAGGGAAAAUGAUGAAACCAACAAUACAGAGACUUCCACUCCGGGUCAAGUAGAAGUUUUCCCUACAAUUUCAAGUAUUAGUAUUAGAUUGCCACCAUUGGCCGUUUAA
Molecule: messenger RNA, 917 nt
Organism: Entrophospora candida
Lineage: Eukaryota; Fungi; Glomeromycota; Glomeromycetes; Entrophosporales; Entrophosporaceae
Source: the annotation of a GenBank genome assembly